AUUUUUUAUUAGUACAUUACAAAAGUACAAGAAUAUAUAAUAUAUAUAUAUUAUUACGUCAUUAUUUACUGUGAUGACAUCAUAGUAUUGUUACUUCCUACAAAUUCAUUGUCAAAUGAUGAAAUAUGAAUAGUGUGUGCGAGAUAUGUGUAUUUUAAUUGAAUGGUUUUUGACGAGAAUUUGAAAAUGGCUCAUCCCGUAAGCGUUGUACAGGCCUUAGUAAAGAAAUAUGGCGAAGAAAAUUGUAUUGUCGAUGAUUUUGUGCACAUUGACUUGUCGUCAAAAACGAAAGAAAAGACGAAAGACCAUGCAUCCAUUCCUCAUGAAAGACGAAGAGUUAUAAAUCUGGCCAACAGCUCGAUAUCAAUAGCUGGUCCACCUGGAGAAAUUGAAUGUAUUUGUCCUUUUGUAACUGAACUAGAUCUCACAGAAAAUGCUGUUAAGAGCUGGAAUGAGGUGAUGAAAAUCUUGGUGCAAUUAAAGAGUCUGGAAUUUCUAAAUCUAUGUGGAAAUCCACUUGGUAACACCAUAUACAAUACUUUAACACAACCACAAAUAAAAUUUUCUAUUGUUCCAACCUUGUUGCAACAUUUUCCAAACCUUGUUGAACUUUAUCUUUGUAUGAAUAGUUAUUGCAUCAUUCCAGAAGAAAAAAAGACUUGUGAAAGUGUUAAAAGACUACACUUUAAUGGCAAUUAUAUUGAAGAUUGGGCAGAGGUGGAAAAAUUAGGAAAAAUAUUUCCCAAUCUUGAAACACUUAUAAUAAUGGAGAAUCCUCUUUCAAACAUUGAGAGGAAAGAUGGGCAAAAUAGUUACACUCGGUUGAAAUCUCUUUCGUUAACGAAAACAAAUUUGAACUCUUGGGAGGAUAUUGAUAACUUGAAGAAAUUUUUGAUACUGGAUGAAGUGAAAUUGUUUGACAUCCCUUUGUUGAUGGAUUAUGAUAAGGAAGAAUUCCGUAGACUGUUAGUUGCUAGGCUACCAACGAUCAAUGUCCUAAACGGUACUCCAGUUUCUGAAGAAGAGCGGGAAAAUGCUGAGCGACAUUUUAUUCGUAAAUAUCUUGAAUCACAGGAACAGCCAAUGAGAUAUUUCGAGCUUGUGACGAAACAUGGAGUUCUUGCUCCUCUAGCCAAUGUACACAUGAAUGCAGUUGCAAAACUUGCGACUGUCUUAAUGCAUAUCACGGGCCAUACACCUCGUCUUGAAAAAAUAUGCUUAGAAAAAACUACAUCUCGUUUCAAAAAAGAUUUGUCAAGCAGGCUUAAUAUCCCUACAAGUCAAAUUUCUCUCUACUAUCAAGACAAAGCUUCCAAUCAAGGUACCGAGCGGAUGAUUUAUAGCCAGAGACCAUUGUAUCGAUAUGGAAUUAAAGAAGGAGAUGAUAUCUUUGUCGAUAUUGAUACAAACCGUGUUUGAUUUAACUUUGAUAAAUGACUACAUGGAGGCUUGCUGAAAGUUCAGUGAAAAUCGGCGAAUAAUGUCGUUCAUUGAGGAGUGAGGACGUCAAAAAAGAUGAGAUCAUUUGACGGACAAACUCACGUUAAACUCUAGCUAACUAGAGUAAAAAACCGGUAGGUUUAAUGGUUAAACAUACUUUUGAACACGCGUUUUUUCAGGGUGUGGCCGGAACUGCACAUACACUCGUAAAAUGUGUGCAAUGUACAAAGCCUGUAUACUGGAGGUCAGAAGGUGAAAUGGAAACUCAACAUUACCUAAUGAAGUAAAAAUAAUUGAAAUUUUGUCUCUGUGAAAACGCUUGCUUGGCAUUGCUCUGCUGUGACAACUGAUGAUAAUAACAAACUCAACAGUUUUUAAAUUAUAUAUGGCAUUGGAUAAACUAAUGAGACUAUCACACAUAGAAUGACAUACAUUACAAUGACAUCACAAAGCGAGCUUUAUCAUCUGUCUGUGAUAUCAUUGACAAAGUUAUCCACCGAAACACAGACCAUUCUAAUAACUUAGCUGCUCACUUUCCUUUUUAUAAGAGAACGACCAAGAAGAAAUGAAUGUAUCGUAAAAUUCUAGAAAACCGUAGAAUCGAACCUGUGGUAUAAACUCCACAAGUUCGGAUCUACGGGUUGCCAGAUUUCACACGUCUUUUUGGUUAAUAUAAUUUUCAACUAUUCUCAAAAUUACAUGUAAAUAUACGCUUAAGUUUCAUUAUACUGAGCCUUAUAUUUAA
Molecule: messenger RNA, 2185 nt
Organism: Xenia sp. Carnegie-2017
Lineage: Eukaryota; Metazoa; Cnidaria; Anthozoa; Malacalcyonacea; Xeniidae
Product: tubulin-specific chaperone cofactor E-like protein
Exons: 5
Coding region: 163-1419 (418 amino acids)
Source: RefSeq, a predicted model, not a curated record